Molecule: messenger RNA, 3027 nt
Organism: Harmonia axyridis
Lineage: Eukaryota; Metazoa; Arthropoda; Insecta; Coleoptera; Coccinellidae
Product: pyruvate dehydrogenase phosphatase regulatory subunit, mitochondrial-like
Exons: 9
Coding region: 136-2775 (879 amino acids)
Cellular component (GO): cytoplasm; mitochondrial matrix; mitochondrion
Molecular function (GO): oxidoreductase activity; protein binding
Source: RefSeq, a predicted model, not a curated record
GAAAAUUUUUGGUUAUGAAAAUAAAAACAAAAAAAAAUUACGUUUAUACACAAUGAGGAAUAUACUUGGUUGCUUUAAAAUUAAUGAACUGAUCUUUUGAUAACAAGAAAUCUCCAUAUAAUAAAUGAAUGAAACAUGUAUUCACAUAAAUUGAGUACCAUUUUAGUUGGAAACAUAAGACUAUCAAAUCCAACUUCUGUACUUAACUUCAUUAAAGAACCAAAAUGUUUUUGCUCAACUUUUCCUACACAGGCUAGGGUUGUAAUAGCAGGUGCUGGUGUUGUAGCAAAUUCAGUAGCUUAUCAUUUAACUCAAAAUGGCUGGACCGAUGUAAUCGUAGUGGACCAGAAUAAAAUAGGUAGUGGUACAUCACGAUUUGGAUCAGGCACUUUAGGUCUCUUCAAACCUAUAGCUCAUAGAAAUCUGAUUUGGUAUAGUAUCAAAUUAUACAAGGAAUUACAAGAAUUAGGCUAUGAUAUUGGUUUGAAGCAAUGUGGAAGCUUAUAUUUGGCACAAACAAGAGACAGAAUGUUAAGUCUGAGAAGACGUAUGGCAUACAAUAUACCUACAGGAUUAGAAUGUGAAUUACUUGGUGGAGAAGGUUUGAAAAAACUUCAUCCAUACUUAGAAGUUAGUGAUCUUGAAGGUGGAGUUUGGAUUCCACAGGAUGGGGUUGCUGAUCCAAAGUCUGUUUGUAAUGUUCUCGCUCUCCUAUCACAGCAAUCUGGAGUUAAAUACCUUGAGGAUACUAGAAUACUAAAUGUACUUACUAAAAAUAGAACUGUGGAUGAAAUUCAAACAAAUAAAGGCAAUAUAAAAUGUGAGUUUUUUGUGAACUGUGCUGGUAUGUGGGCUAGAGACCUAGGUCUUCAAUCAAAUCCUCAAGUACACAUACCAGCUUACCCAGCUGCCCAUUAUUAUGGUACAUCUGGUCUUAUUCAUGAGUUUGUUGAAGACACUUUACCUAUUGUUAGAGAUUUCGAUUCCAACACUUACAUCAGAGAGUAUAAUGGAUUAUUCUUAGUUGGGUGGUUUGAAAAUGAAGCUGAACCUGCUUUUAAAGAUCACAAAGCAAUACCUAUCGAUUGGAUGAGACACUUGAAAAUAGACACUGAAAAACUACGACCAUUAUGGGACUGUGCGAAACAUAGAAUGCCGAUUCUUUCUGAUUGCUAUGAGCCAGAAUAUGUCAACUCUCCUGAUAAUUUCACACCUGAUGGUAGAUGGAUUCUUGGAGAAGCUUCAGAAAUAGCAAACUAUUUCAUAGCAUGUGGUAUGAACGGUAAUUCUCUACAAGGGGCUGGUGGCAUUGGUAAAGCAGUUGCCGAAUGGAUAAUAGAAGGACAACCGACUCAAGAUCUUCUUCCUUUUAAUGUCCAAAGGUUUCUGACCAUACACAAUAGUAGGCCUUAUUUGAAGCAAAGAAUAAGAGAAGUAGUGGGAAGACAUUAUGCUGUACUGUACCCUCAUCAGUGUGAAUAUAAAUAUGGAAGAAAUUUGAGAUGCUCCCCAUUGUAUAGUGUGCUAGAAGAUCGCGGUGCAGUUUUUGGUAUUAAAAUGGCCUAUGAAAGAGCUCUGUAUUUCGAUACAACGUAUGAAAAGAGUCAACCAAAACCAAGUAUGCCCCCUGGUACUUUUUACAAACCAAAAUUCUUUGAUUUCAUGAAGGAUGAGUACAAUGCAUGCAGAGAGGGAGUUGGGAUAAUUGAUAUGUCCUCUUUCUCGAAAAUUGAGAUUAAAGGAAAUGGCAGAGAUUCUUUGGCUUAUCUUCAAGUACUAUGUUCGAAUGAUAUGGACAUUCCCGUAGGUACAAUUGUACGUACUGGGAUGCAAAACGAUAAGGGAGGAUAUGAAAAUGACUGCAUGGUAGUGAGACAAUCAGAAAAGGAUUUCUUCAUGGUGUCACCUACAAGCCAACAAACUCGAAUUUUUGAAUGGAUGAACAGGCAUUUGCCACAAAGAUCUUCCAUAGUGCUGAAUGAUGUAACAUCUAUGUAUACAGUCAUUAAUGUAGUUGGUCCAAAAGCAUCAAAUUUACUCAUGGAAUUAUCGAAUACAGAUUUAAACUUGCAACCUUUCUUGUACAAAAAAGUAAAUGUGGGGUAUGCUUCUGAUGUCAUGGUUAUGUCUUUUACCCACACUGGUGAACCUGGAUAUUGUUUGUAUGUGCCUUCUGAAUAUGCCCUGCACGUCUAUUUUCAAUUAAUAAAAGUUGGUUUAGAUUAUGGUGUUAGAGAUGUAGGAACUUUGACUCAAAGAUUCAUGAGGAUAGAGAGAUUUAUUCCAUUCUGGGCUGAAGAAUUAUCAAGUUUCACAACACCAUUCGAAGCAGGGAAUGCUUAUACAGUUCGGCUUGAUAAGAAAGAGAAUUUCAUUGGUAAACAAGCAUUGCAAAAACAGAAACAAACAGGUGUUUUUAAACAACUUGUCAUGUUCCAUCUUGUGAAUUUAGACCCAGAAACGGAUAUUUGGCCUUGGGGGGGAGAGCCAAUAUACAGAGAUGGCAGAUUUGUGGGAACAGUAACAUCGGCAGGAUAUGCUUUUUCCUCUGAUCAACUGAUUUGUUUAGGAUUCAUCAGACGGGCAGAUAAUAGUCAAAAGAUGGCAAUAACAACUGAUUAUAUUCUCAAUAAGGAAGCAACUUAUGAGAUUGAUAUUGCAGGGCAUAAAUUCAUAGCAAUUCCUCGCUUACAUGCCCCAGUAUUACCACAAAAAAAUCAAAAUUCCAAUUAUAAACCAACCCUCACACACUAUACAAGCGAUAUUUCUACUUGAAUUGAGAAUACCAACAUCAAAACCAUCUAGCUGUGAUUAUAUUGUUUUCUUAGAUAAAGUUAUUUAUUAAAUCUCAUAAUUAUACAUUUCCUGAAAACCAUUAUAUUCUCUCUAAAAUCUUAUUGUUAAUAUCUUGUCUGAGAAAACAUUACUCUCAAUAAUUUAUAAUGUCUAGUCCUCUGAAUAUUUAAUUUGAAAAUAAUAAUUUUCUCCCAACCAGAUAAGAAAGUAAUAAAACUUUGUUUUGAAUUC